CCCCCUCGACUUCCCCCCUUUGUUAAUUAAAACUAAGAAGUAAGAAUGGCAACGACGUGGCCGGCUCCCGUGGAGAACGCUUAAGGACACCACGCCAAUUCCUUCCUUCCGAGAUGGAAAGAGGAGCUCCUAGCUCAUUUAAGCCGGGGUAGGGCUGGUUCUCCUUUCCGAGCCAAAAUCCCAGGCGAUGGUGAAUUAUGAACGUGCCACACCAUGAAGCUCUUGUGGCAGGUAACUGUGCACCACACCUGGAAUGCCGUCCUGCUCCCCGUAGUCUACCUCGCGGCGCAAGUGUGGAUUCUGUGUGCAGCCAUCGCCGCUGCCGCCUCCGCCGGGCCCCAGAACUGCCCAUCCGUUUGCUCGUGCAGUAACCAGUUCAGCAAGGUGGUGUGCACCCGCCGGGGCCUCUCCGAGGUCCCUCAGGGUAUCCCCUCCAACACCCGGUACCUCAACCUCAUGGAAAACAACAUCCAGAUGAUCCAGGCCGACACCUUCCGCCACCUCCACCACCUGGAGGUUCUGCAGCUGGGCAGGAACUCCAUUCGGCAGAUCGAGGUGGGGGCCUUCAACGGCCUGGCCAGCCUCAACACCCUGGAGCUGUUCGACAACUGGCUGACAGUCAUCCCCAGUGGGGCCUUUGAGUACCUGUCCAAGCUGCGGGAGCUCUGGCUUCGCAACAACCCCAUAGAAAGCAUCCCCUCUUAUGCCUUCAACCGGGUGCCCUCCCUCAUGCGCCUGGACUUGGGGGAGCUCAAGAAGCUGGAGUAUAUCUCCGAGGGCGCUUUUGAGGGACUGUUCAACCUCAAGUACCUGAACUUGGGCAUGUGCAACAUUAAAGAUAUGCCCAAUCUCACCCCCUUGGUGGGGCUGGAAGAGCUGGAGAUGUCAGGCAACCACUUCCCUGAGAUCAGGCCUGGCUCCUUCCAUGGCCUAAGCUCCCUCAAGAAGCUGUGGGUCAUGAACUCACAGGUCAGCCUGAUUGAGCGAAAUGCUUUUGAUGGGCUGGCCUCGCUUGUGGAACUCAACUUGGCCCACAAUAACCUCUCUUCUUUGCCCCAUGACCUCUUCACCCCACUGAGGUACCUGGUGGAAUUGCACCUGCACCACAAUCCUUGGAACUGCGAUUGUGACAUUCUGUGGCUAGCCUGGUGGCUUCGGGAAUACAUACCCACCAAUUCUACCUGCUGUGGCCGCUGUCACGCUCCCUUGCACAUGCGGGGCCGCUACCUGGUGGAGGUGGACCAGGCCUCCUUCCAGUGCUCUGCCCCCUUCAUCAUGGAUGCCCCGCGGGACCUCAACAUCUCCGAGGGUCGGAUGGCAGAACUUAAGUGUCGGACUCCCCCCAUGUCCUCUGUGAAGUGGCUGCUGCCCAAUGGGACAGUGCUCAGCCACGCCUCCCGCCACCCAAGGAUCUCUGUCCUCAACGACGGCACCUUGAACUUUUCCCACGUGCUGCUCUCAGACACUGGGGUAUACACAUGCAUGGUGACCAAUGUGGCCGGUAACUCCAACGCUUCGGCCUACCUCAACGUGAGCACGGCCGAGCUCAACACCUCCAACUACAGCUUCUUCACCACUGUCACAGUGGAGACCACCGAGAUCUCACCUGAGGAUACAACGCGCAAGUACAAGCCUGUUCCUACUACGUCCACUGGUUAUCAGCCGGCGUAUACCACCUCUACCACGGUGCUGAUCCAGACCACCCGUGUGCCCAAGCAGGUACCCGCGACAGACACCAAUGAUAAGAUGCAGACCAGCCUGGAUGAAGUCAUGAAGACCACCAAGAUCAUCAUUGGCUGCUUUGUGGCAGUGACUCUGCUAGCUGCCGCCAUGUUGAUUGUCUUCUAUAAACUUCGCAAGCGGCACCAGCAGAGGAGUACAGUCACAGCCGCCCGGACAGUUGAGAUUAUCCAGGUGGAUGAAGACAUCCCAGCGGCAGCGUCUGCAGCGGCAACAGCAGCUCCAUCCAGUGUAUCAGGUGAGGGGGCAGUAGUGCUGCCCACAAUUCAUGACCAUAUUAACUACAACACCUACAAACCAGCACAUGGGGCCCACUGGACAGAAAACAGCCUGGGGAACUCUCUGCACCCCACAGUCACCACAAUCUCUGAACCUUAUAUAAUUCAGACCCAUACCAAGGACAAGGUACAGGAAACUCAAAUAUGACUCCCCCUCCCCCCAAAAACUUAUAAAAUGCAAUAGAAUGCACACACACACACACACACACACACACACACGAGACAGCAACUUUUGUACAGAGUGGGGAGAGACUUUUUCUUGUAUAUGCUUAUAUAUUAAAUCUAUGGGCUGGUAAAAGAAACAGAUUAUAUUAAAAUUUAAAAACAAAAAAUCAAAACAAAACUAUUUUCUAACUUGUAAGUUCUAUUUAAAGGGGGAGUGGGGUUCUUGGGAACGCUGUGGGGCUGAAGCCGCAAGUCAACCUGCUAUGAUGCCAGAAGGGAUUUCUGAUCUGAGGCUGAAACUGCUAAGCUAAGC
Molecule: messenger RNA, 2496 nt
Organism: Mustela erminea (ermine)
Lineage: Eukaryota; Metazoa; Chordata; Mammalia; Carnivora; Mustelidae
Gene: LRRC4
Product: leucine rich repeat containing 4
Exons: 2
Coding region: 214-2166 (650 amino acids)
Biological process (GO): modulation of chemical synaptic transmission; synaptic membrane adhesion; postsynaptic density protein 95 clustering
Cellular component (GO): glutamatergic synapse; postsynaptic density membrane; plasma membrane
Molecular function (GO): protein binding
Source: RefSeq, a predicted model, not a curated record